Paramecium primaurelia is the source of this 996-nucleotide messenger RNA. Lineage: Eukaryota; Ciliophora; Oligohymenophorea; Peniculida; Parameciidae. The record is from the annotation of a GenBank genome assembly.
GUUUAUUUUAAAGUUUGAUUCCAAUUAAAGAAGCCAAUUUGAUGUAAGUGAAAACUAAUUAUAAUGGAACACAUAUAUUCAUUCUUGAUUAACAAUCAGGCAUUUUUAUAUAUGAAAUUAAUAUAUCGAAAGGUGAAAUAAUAAUGAGUGAUUAGAACAUUUAAAUCAAAGGGGGUAGAGCAUUUGAUUUUUAUCGAGAUAUUAUGUUUAUUUUAUUAGAGACAGAGGAUGAACUUCCAUAUGUUUUGGAGUUGUUUUUUGAUUUAGAUAAGAAAGAACAUUAUUUCAAUAAGAUUACAUCAUAUGAAUAAGAAGUUUAUGAUUUACAUGUUGAUGAGAAAUUAACCAUUUUAAUAGGGAAUGAUUUACAUUCAAUAAUUGAUAAUUCUAUUUAUCAUAGAUUUUAUGAAAGAUAAAAUGAAAAUGAAAACUAGUUCUAUUUCAAUUAAAUUGAUUUAAUUUAAGUGAAUAGUUUAAAAUUACCUUGGAAUAAAUAAAUAAAACUUGGAUAUCCAUUUGAGAAUGGACUCUUAUAAUCAAUAAAAUUAUAAUAUGAUGAAACAUAUAUGGUUUCUAUUUCAGGGAAGGAGGUCAACUUAUUUGUAUUAAAUUAAAUAUCUCCUUGGGUAUUAUGUGUGGCUGAAGAUUCUACAAAAGAAGUAUGAAAUUAUUAGAAUUUAGUUUUAUUAAUUGAGAAUAAAAUCUUAGAAAUGCCCAUCCAUGAAAUAUGAUAAUGAGAGUCCAUUCAUUAUAUGUGAAUCUGAUUUAAAUUUUAGUUUCGAAGGUUUGGAAGUUUAUAUUUAUGAAGAAAAUUCUAAAUUAUUCUUGAUAAUUGUAGGUGUUAUAAUACUAAAAAUAGUUGGAUUAUCGAUUAUAUUAGUAUUUUAUAAAAAUAGAUAUGAAAAACUCACUAUUUUAGAAGAAUAAGCAAGUACAUAGGUGACAGAAAUUAGUGACAGAAUUGUAAAUACAGAACAUAUAUCUACAAUACCAUGA